Molecule: messenger RNA, 1605 nt
Organism: Nematolebias whitei (Rio pearlfish)
Lineage: Eukaryota; Metazoa; Chordata; Actinopteri; Cyprinodontiformes; Rivulidae
Product: protein tweety homolog 2-like
Exons: 14
Coding region: 1-1605 (534 amino acids)
Cellular component (GO): plasma membrane
Molecular function (GO): volume-sensitive chloride channel activity; intracellularly calcium-gated chloride channel activity
Source: RefSeq, a predicted model, not a curated record
AUGGCUUCUGCCAGGCUUGAUUACGUCGCUCCGUGGUGGACAUACUGGCUACACAACUUUCCACACUUCAAUUUUCUGUUCCAGUCGGUCGACAACACCUUCAGGCCGGAGGAGGCGAGCUACCAGCAGUCUCUGAUAUUUCUUGCAUGUGCCGGUGCUGCGGGUCUUGGUGUGACCCUGCUGGUUCUGGCAGUGUACCUGGUGUGUUUGUGCUGCUGCAGAAGGAAACUGGAUGAAACCAAAAGACCUGAUACCUGUUGUGUCACCUGGGUGGCUGUUAUUACAGGUCUCGUAAUAUGUUCUGCUGUAGGAGUGGGUUUCUAUGGGAACAGCCAGACCAACGAUGGGGUCUACCAGCUGACCUACUCGCUCUACAACGCCAAUCACACACUGAGUAGCGUCAACAAUCUGGUUGCAGGAUCUCGUAACAACUUUGAAAGUGGACUCAAGCAGCACCUGGAACGCCUGGAUGAGAUCUUUAGUGCAAGGACUGACUACCUCCAAGCGCUGCGCUUCAUGCAGCUGAUGCUUAACAAUGUCAUCCGUGAGCUGACUGCUCUGCCAGACAUUAGCAAAACUAAGACGGACUUGGCAGCCAUUGCAGACCAGGCAGCUUUCAUUGAGUAUUACAGAUGGCUGACUUAUCUGCUGCUGCUCAUCCUGGAUCUGGUCAUCUGCCUGGCCAUGUGCUUGGGAAUAGCCAAGCAGUCCCGAUGUUUGCUUGUAACGAUCAUGGGUUUUGUUAUCCUGUCCCUAAUCCUGAGCUGGGCUUCACUGGGGACUGGCACUGCUACAGCUGUGGGCACCAGUGACUUCUGUGUGUCUCCAGACAAGUUUAUUGUUAACCAAACCAAGGAUUUCCUCAGCGAAGAUGUUGCACACUAUUAUUUGUUCUGCAGUCCAAAUCUACCCAACCCUUUCCAGCAGUCUCUAACCGUCUGUCAGCGCUCCCUGACCACCAUGCAAAUCCAGAUCCAGGGUUUGCUGCAGUUCUCAGCAUCGAUUUUCCCCACUGCUCAGAGAGACCUUUUAGGGAUCCAGCGACUGUUAAACUCCACAGAGUUCAGUCUGCACCAGCUAACAGCCUUGCUUGACUGCCGCGGGAUACAUAAGGACUACCUGGAUGCCCUAAUGGGUGUGUGCUAUGAUGGGGUGGAAGGGCUCCUCUACCUUUCUCUGUUUUCUCUCCUGGCUGCUUGCGCUCUCUCUGCCAUGCUGUGUGUAAUUUUCCGCCUGUGGACAUUAAUGGGCAGCAGGGAAAAGGAGUACAACGACAUAGACGAGGAGGACCCAUUCAACCCCGAAGCACGUCGGCUUUCGUACAACCCCAGAAGGUCCAACACACACAGCUUCUGUAGUUAUAUCAGCAGCCUGGGCAGCCAGGCCAGCCUUCCUCCACCUCCUCAGUCUACUUCUAAUUCUACCUUACCACCUCCUGAAUACAUGAAUCAGUCCAUGCUGUUUGGAGAGGCCCCUCGAUAUGAGAAUGUGCCGCUGAUAGGGAGAGGCUCACCACCUCCCUCGUAUACACCCACCAUGAGGACUACAUAUCUAUCUAUGACGGAUGUCCAAACCAGACACUUUGGAGGUGAAUUCCACGUGUAG